UUUUUGUUAUGGGGAAGUGUUAAUAAAUCGUUGUUGUCCAUAAACAUGUGACCACCACUGUAUUUUUUAAAUUCAAGAGAUGCGGGAAAUUUUUCUGCCCCUUUUGUUUUUUCCAUAACUUUCUCCGAUGCCACUGAAAAUUUACAAUUAUUUUUUAUUUAAUUCCCAACACUCUAAGAAAAUUUCUGAUAUUCGGGAAGUCAUCGUCUCAUCAUCGUCUCACAUUAUAAUAAAUUUAUAUACCUAUUUUUUCUAGAAAAAUUUAUUUUUAUUUUAAAAUGCAAAGAAACUUUAUUAAACUAUGCAAAGUUUGCGGGGCAAAAGAAAAUGUUUAUUAUCAUUUUGGAGUUUGUACAUGCAGGGCUUGUGGAGCUUUCUUCAGGCAUUUUUUAUUUUUCUUAAAAGAACCCUUUCGUAUUUUUAAAAGCAAAAGAUGGAAGAGAUAA
Messenger RNA from Meloidogyne enterolobii, 446 nucleotides. NCBI's taxonomy places the organism in Eukaryota, Metazoa, Nematoda, Chromadorea, Rhabditida, Meloidogynidae. The record is from the annotation of a GenBank genome assembly.